Gavialis gangeticus (Gharial) is the source of this 4517-nucleotide messenger RNA. It is a transcript of the gene PDE3A, whose product is annotated as phosphodiesterase 3A. Gene Ontology annotation, cellular component: cytosol. Gene Ontology annotation, biological process: positive regulation of oocyte development; oocyte maturation. Gene Ontology annotation, molecular function: 3',5'-cyclic-AMP phosphodiesterase activity. The transcript has 15 exons. NCBI's taxonomy places the organism in Eukaryota, Metazoa, Chordata, Crocodylia, Gavialidae. The record is from RefSeq and is a predicted model, not a curated record. The coding region runs from base 34 to 2505 and encodes 823 amino acids.
UUGCUCUAACCUAUGCUUUCUUUUUUUUAGCUCAUGGGACAUUCAGAAUGCGACCAUAAACGAGGACCCAGAGGAUCACAGUCAUCAGGCACCAGUAUUACAGUGGAUAUUGCUGUCAUGGGAGAAGCGCAUGGGCUUAUUACAGACCUGUUGGCAGAUCCUUCAUUGCCACCCAAUGUGUGUACUUCCCUGAGAACAGUGAGCAAUCUGCUUAAUACACAGUUAACAUUCCAGGCUAUUCAUAAGCCAAGAGUCAACCCUUUGGUGUCAUUCAGUGAAAACUAUACUUGCUCUGACUCAGAAGAAUGUCCAGAAAAAGGAGAAAAGCUGGCUAUUCCCAAGCGCUUACGAAGGAGUUUGCCUCCAGGUCUACUGAGACGUGUGUCAUCAACUUGGACCACAACGACAUCGGCAACAGGAUUACCUACCUUGGAGCCAGCACCAGUGAGAAGGGACCGUAGUGCCAGUAUCAAACCUUAUGAAUCUUCUUCAUCCAGCACUGACCCUUGGAACAGCUCAAUUCUGAUGACCGUCACAAAAAGCAGAUCUUUUUCAGCUUCCUAUGCAAUGGCUGCUACGAACCAUUUGAAUUCCAAAAGGCAAACCCGACAAGGUAUCCCACCAAACAUUUCACCUCUCACCUCUCCAUGCCAUUCCCCUAUCCAGGGGACUCCAGCUACCAGUCCCACAGGCAAAACCUCUACAGUCCAAUUUCCAGAUGCUACUGACACUGACACAAAGGAAGGCCUGAGGCCACACAAGGUUUUAACUUCUACUCAGAGUGCACCUAACCUUUCAGAGCAAACUCUACCACCCCCUGUUAUCUGCAGCAGCUGUGGCAGACCAUAUAACCAGAGGGAUUCUGGCGAUGCGACUCUGGAUCAAGGUGAUGGAACAACAACACACGCUCUGAACAGAACAGAUGAUCCAGCUCAAGCCACUUCUGACUACGAAACCAACAACAGUGACAGCAGUGACAUCGUACAAAACGACGAUGAGACAGAUUGUUCCAAAGAACAGACACAGAAGGGCUCUGUCUGCAGGACGUAUGCACCUGAGACCAUCAUAUUGCACCCUUUAUUGCCACCUGAGGACAAGCCUAUUCUUGCUCCAGAGCCUCUUGUCAUGGACAACUUGGAUCCCUUAAUGGAGCAACUGAACAGUUGGAACUUCCCAAUCUUUGACUUGGUGGAAAAAAUAGGGAAGAAAUGUGGUCGAAUCCUCAGCCAGGUAUCAUACAAGCUUUUUGAAGAUAUGGGUCUGUUUGAAACCUUUAAAAUUCCAGUGAGGGAGUUCAUGAACUACUUUCACGCACUGGAGUGUGGAUACCGAGACAUACCUUAUCACAACAGAAUCCAUGCAACUGAUGUUCUACACGCUGUUUGGUACCUUUCCACCCAACCCAUCCCAGGACUCCCAACUGUGAUUAAUGACCAGGGGUCAGCGAGUGAUUCGGAUUCUGAUAGUGGAAUCACUCAUGGUCACAUGGGAUACGUGGUUUCAAAGAUGUAUACUCCUACAGAUGACAGCUAUGGUUGCCUUUCUGGCAAUAUCCCAGCCCUAGAAUUGAUGGCCCUUUAUGUAGCAGCAGCCAUGCAUGACUAUGAUCAUCCAGGAAGGACCAAUGCCUUUUUGGUUGCAACCAGUGCACCUCAGGCUGUGCUGUAUAAUGACCGCUCUGUUUUGGAGAAUCAUCAUGCAGCUGCUGCGUGGAAUCUUUUCAUGUCCAGGCCAGAGUAUAACUUCUUAGUCAAUCUCGACCAUGUGGAAUUCAAGCAUUUCCGGUUUCUUGUAAUUGAGGCCAUUUUGGCCACUGACCUGAAGAAACACUUUGAUUUUGUAGCAAAAUUCAAUGCCAAGGUGAACGAUGAUGUUGGAAUUGACUGGAGUAAUGAGAAUGACCGCAUGCUUGUUUGUCAAAUGUGCAUCAAACUGGCUGACAUCAACGGGCCUGCUAAAUGCAAAGAAUUGCAUCUGCAGUGGACAGAAGGCAUUGUUAAUGAAUUUUAUGAACAGGGUGAUGAAGAGGCCAGUCUUGGCCUUCCUAUUAGUCCUUUCAUGGAUCGCUCGGCUCCCCAGUUGGCAAACCUUCAGGAAUCUUUCAUUUCUCACAUCGUGGGACCACUGUGUAAUUCCUAUGACUCAGCAGGACUGAUGCCAGGGAAAUGGGUAGAAGAUAGUGAUGAAUCAGGAGACACCGAUGAGAAUGAAGAAGAAGAAACAGGAGAAAUGGAAAUGUGUGAAAACUCUGAAUCCAGAAAGAAGAAAUUCAAGAGGAGGAAAAUCUACUGCCAGAUCACUCAGCACCUGCUUCACAACCAUAAAAUGUGGAAGAAAGUAAUUGAAGAUGAAGAAAGGUUAGCAGGGAGAGAAAAGCAAGGUGUAGACCAAUCUACACUGCACCAAUCCUCAGAACAAAUUCAGUCCAUCAGGGAAGAAGAGGAGGAGAAAGGGAAACCCAAAGAGGAGGAAGAAGAGAAUACAACUAUUGAACUGAAACAAUGACAAUAUUUUCAGCAGUAUUUUAGACUAAAGGACUUGUGCACAGACUCCUUUUCCAAGCCAGCACAACGUUUAGACACAACACUGUAGAAGUAUGGGAUAAUGCGCCUACAACUGUUUAAUUUGUUUCUAUUUCCUUUUUAUGGUGAGGUACAUUGUUUAAACUCCUCUGCUCAAGGAAGCUUUCACACUGCAACACCGGCUUUUACAGACAUUCUUAAAGGGGUUGUGGGGGGAUGGAAUUAUAUACAUAGCCAGAAUUAUUGGCUGUGCACUUCAGCAAAAUACAUUUAAUGAUAUAUUAUGGUCACUGUGAUAUUACAGAAGGAAGUUGUCAGCAGAAAUGCUGCUUCUAAAGCACAUUUGCAGUUAACUGUAAGGUACCUGUUAAGUAGCUUUUGCUCUUACUGCUGAAGGCUAAAAGUUCCAAAGCUUUAUCAGAAUGCUGAUACAUCCUGCCAACAUAUAUGUGUGUGGGGGCAUGUGUGUGUGUUUGGGUGGAUGUAAUAUAUUAUAAUGUGGUGUGAGUUCUUAUUAGACUAGUAUAGCACAUGGCUCAAGACAUGUGAACAAACAGAAGGCCCCAGGUUUAGGAAAUUUGUGCCAAUUGGAAAGUGGAGCCCUUUGUAAGGUGCUCUGGUUUUGCAGUAGCUCCUGAAGUCUCCUUUCACAUUCUGGCUGCAGGCACUGCUGCCUUUCAGCAGGAGCCAACCCACUCAGGCAGCUGAGGUGGUAUCACUUAGUGGCACUGAGCUCCCAACCACCUGGAACCACCUUUUGUCAAGCCUCUGGCAACAGGAAUGUGCCAUGAGAUCUGUUCUCUCAGAAGAGUUAAAGGAGGUUUGUGGUGGCGCGCAUUGUUACUGAUCUUCACAGAAGCUGGCCCUCUGCACACCUUUGAAUGAGUUUAUGGUUUCAGAGGGCACUGAGCGUGUGCAAGACAGAAAGCAUGGAAAUCAGUUGAACACUAUCAUUCUUCCCCCCAGCCUUACAUUUCCCCAUGUCAGUGGCCAAACACAUUUUAAAAUUGAAGCUUAAAUUAUCAUUUAUUAAAUGCAGCCAGAGGAGAGCUGUGGGACCAUGCGGCUGCUUGAGAUCAAAAGGCAAUUAGUGCUUUACCAGAAAGGUGGGCAUAAGGGACAGCUGCUUGUCCACAUUAGCCAGAUACUUAUGCCUCAGCAACCACUCGCACCAGCUUCAGAGAAUGUGGUCUGGCAGCAAAGCUGCUUGAUCCCACCAAUGUACUGUUUUGCUCUUUAUUAUAAUUAUAAUUAUUAUUAUUAUUAUUAUUUUUAAGAAAAAAAUUGGGCCUGUAGAAAAACAGAUCAUUCUUUUUUGUCUGUUUCUCUGUUGUUUAUGCUGUGAGCCAAACGUCUAUUUAAAAGGUUGAUAUUCACUUUCAUUAUUUUAUUUCACAAUAUUAUAUUUGUCAGUGAUUAGUUAUCUAGAUGUAAAUAUGGAGAAAUUUUUAUGGGUUCCUGUAGAUAAUGAAAUCUUUAAGAAAAAAAAAAGGGGGAGGGGGAAAUGUUUUUGUAAAGGUAAUUUUUUAAAAACACCAUUUUUUAUAAAGAGUAGCCAUUUCCAUGCCCAACAAAUGAGGUCUUGAGUGGUUUGUAUAGAGCCCUAUGGGAAAUCACUGGUCUACAGUAUCAAGGAAUUGACAUAUUAAUGUUUACUGUUGACUGUGUAGCAUCAGUUAUUAUCAUGCAAGCUAAAGAUUUAUGGUCCUACAAAAGACUCUGAGUUUAGUAUCUCACAGGAGAGUGGACUGAUGAUGUAUUUCUGUUAGAAUGUGAUCUUGCCGUCCUUGUCUAACAAAUGGGAUUCAGCAAGGCUACUUAUAUGAGUAAAAAAUUGCUUGCAAAAGUAAAAGCUUGCAGGAGCAGCCCCUCCUGUAUCAACUCAAGUUUCUGAUAUAUCUAGCCCUCACCUCCUUGUAAUUAUGCCCUUCACAGGAUUUCAUGAUUCAUUGGUACCUCUUGGAAAAUGACAGAAAACAUUCUGUUCUAAACCAA